Molecule: messenger RNA, 1612 nt
Organism: Sphaeramia orbicularis (orbiculate cardinalfish)
Lineage: Eukaryota; Metazoa; Chordata; Actinopteri; Kurtiformes; Apogonidae
Gene: nceh1a
Product: neutral cholesterol ester hydrolase 1a
Exons: 5
Coding region: 36-1295 (419 amino acids)
Cellular component (GO): membrane
Molecular function (GO): carboxylic ester hydrolase activity
Source: RefSeq, a predicted model, not a curated record
ACACACGCUGUCAGUCUGUCUGUCCGGUGCUGAAGAUGCGGCUGCGGCCAGUCGUUGUGUCCGUGUUUGUGGCGGCGGCAGUGGCUUAUUUCGUCUACAUCCCGCUGCCUGAAAACGUCCAGGAGCCAUGGAAGCUAAUGCUGCUGGAUGCUGCGUUCAGGGCCACAGUGCGCAUUGCCAUGAUAAAGGACUGGCUGGGCUUUGACCAUUUCAUCAGGAACAUCAGGUGGUCCACAGAGAGCCUUGAGGGCAUGAUGAAGACCAUGAGUGGCUCCAGAUCCGAUGGGGGGGUCAUGCCCGGGGUGAAGGUCAGCGACAUUACUUUCGCCGGUGUCCCUGUGCGGGUCUAUGAGCCCCCAGCCGGAGGGGAGGGUCAUCUGAGGAGAGGCCUGAUGUUUCUUCAUGGAGGGGGCUGGGCUCUUGGCAGUGGUAAGAAAGGAUCGUAUGAUGCAAUCAACAGGAGGUUGUCCGACGAGCUCAACACCGUUGUGGUUUCAGUUGAGUACCGCCUUUAUCCAGAGGUCCAUUUUCCUGAGCCGUAUAUAGACUGCCUUUCUGCCGCAAAGCAUUUCUUGUCUCAGGAGGUUCUGGCCAAGUACGCCAUUGAUCCAGAGCGUGUGGGUGUGUCUGGAGACAGCGCUGGGGGAAACCUGGCUGCAGCCGUCACUCAGGAGAUUUCCACAGAUACCAGCAUGAGUGUGAAAUUUAGCGUUCAGGCCCUGAUCUACCCCGUGCUUCAGACCCUGGACUUCAACACCCCCUCCUUUGUGCAGAACCAGAACAUGCCCAUCCUCUCCCGAACCCUCAUGAUCCAGUUCUGGUUGCAGUACCUCAAAGCUGACUUUUCCUUGCAUCCCCAGUUGUUGGUGAACAACCACAGCUCCUUACACCAGUCGGUUAUCCCGGCAGAGCUGAGGGCCCGGCUGGACUGGACCGUCCUCCUUCCACCAAAGUUCAAGAAGGAUCACAAGCCCCUGGUGGUGGAAAAAGGUUCACAUGGAAUAGUGAAGCAGGUGCCGGCGCUGCUGGACGUACGGGCGGCUCCUCUUCUGGCGGGGCCUGAGGUUUUGGCUAAAUGUCCGCGGGCUUACAUCCUCACGUGUGAACACGACGUGUUGAGGGACGACGGUCUGAUGUACGCGCGGCGCUUACAGGACGCGGGCGUCACGGUAACCAGUGACCACUAUGAGGACGGAUUCCACGGAUGUUUCAGCCUAAGUUUCUGGCCGUUUGAUUUUGACGUGGGGAGGAGGGCGGUCAGGGGUUACUUCAACUGGCUACAGACCAACUUAUAAGAGUGUGGAGGUGUGUGUGUGUGUGUGUGUGUGUGUGUGUGUGUGGCUGUGAAUUGCACUGUGUGUGUUACACUGAAUCCAAAUGCAAUAAUGUUUUCCCUAGGAUUAUAGAGGGUUUAUAUUCUGUGAUUUUAUUUUAUUUUUUUUAAAUUGUUAUUUAACUAAAAACAAAGCAUUUUGUCUUAAUUUUGGACAUACACGACUGCAAUAUUUUAAAGCAGCUCAAAGAAAGUUCAAACAAUUCUGUUCACUGAUAAAGUAAAUUACAGAUGACGACCACCUUUAACCCUUUCAUGCACAGUGGUCACUCCAGUGGA